AUGACCAUUGAGCACCCUCAACAAGAUGAUCAGGGCUUGAAGCAGAACUUAGAGAUCAGGCCCAAAAGCAGCUAUCUCAAGCCAAAGUUGGGUAUGAAAGAGCGAGAUUGCACAACUAUGCCAAGACAAGGAUUUACAGGCCAAAAAAAAUUGGAUAAAAAAGGUCCUUCUAUCCCUUUUUCAAAGUUCAAGCACAGUGCUUUGAACUAUUAUCCAGAUGUAAUGGAGGAAUUCUUCGAAGACAUUGUGGAAGUUGCUACUUACCAGAACGAUCGGCUGUUUCUAGCCGGUGAUGGAAAGAAACCAAUCUAUCCAUGUCUGCAGAUAGUUGCCGCCCUAAUCGCCGGAAACAGGGAUCCAAAGGCCAAGAUACCAUACCUAGGCUGUAACCUGUAUGAAGACCUUGAAAAAUUCAAGCCUUUAUCUGCCUCUGAGCUUGAUAGCAGUAUAGGCUGCUUUAAGUACAUUCAGCGUAUUGAAAAGCGGAAAAUCAAAGACUUCAACAAAGAUAAAAUAACGAUUAUUUCGCCUAGGCACCAUGUUGUGGAUCUUGUGAUGGCAUUAUUUCACGACGAGGAGGUGUCCAUAAUUUGCACGAACUUGGGCAAGGGAAAGCUCUUGUUUUCAGAGGAUAAAUCAAUUGCUCAAGAGAGUGGUUUAUAUUCAAAGAAUCCUAUGACGAGAAAGAUAUGCUACAGUGGUUUUGCGCUGGAGGAUAAGUUGACUACUUCACAUGAAGGCAAAACGGGUCCCUUCUACUCUAUCGUGGAAGGUAAACUCAAUGAUCGUAUCACUCUACUUCUUCGAUGUGAGAUGGAUGCCUAUAACCCGAUCUCUGAGGUGUAUACGGAGCUCAAGUGCUUUGCGAAGCUGAAUGUGCAGGAAAACGCGCAUCGAAGAAAGCUUUUGAAGACAUGGAUCCAAAUCGGACUGAUCCCUCAUUCAGAUCUGAUCAUCGGGACCAGGGAUACGCAAGUCGGACAACUGAACGACCUGAAUUGGUACACUAAAGAUACCUUGUGUAGGAAGUUCAACAAUCCCAGCAUCCCCCAAAAUGAUAGGUAUUUCAACUUCAACGCCAGUAUUGCGGUUGAAUGGUGUUACCAUUGCAUUGAAUCCAUAUGCGAGCUUGUCAUGAGCAAUUCUGGCAAUUCGAUAGACGACCCAUUUCCCCAAAUUGAAUCAUUUAAAAUAACCAUCGACAAGUUACAUAACAUUUCAGUGAAGAAGCUAACCAAGGUUCCCAAACAUGUCCAGGUCCCAGGAAAAUAUCGUUAA
Messenger RNA from Torulaspora globosa, 1278 nucleotides. It is a transcript of the gene DXO1, whose product is annotated as Dxo1p. NCBI's taxonomy places the organism in Eukaryota, Fungi, Ascomycota, Saccharomycetes, Saccharomycetales, Saccharomycetaceae. Gene Ontology annotation, biological process: nuclear-transcribed mRNA catabolic process; NAD-cap decapping. Gene Ontology annotation, molecular function: mRNA 5'-diphosphatase activity. The record is from RefSeq and is a predicted model, not a curated record. Gene Ontology annotation, cellular component: nucleus; cytosol. The transcript has a single exon. Bases 1 to 1278 code for a protein of 425 amino acids.